GGAGUGUCCGAGGUCUUGGCAUAUGAAAGAUCUUUGGAGCUGGGAUUUAGGUUUCGGUUUCCAGCGAAGUCGAGCGCGGCGUUUCCUGUGCUGCAGUUUAUCAGCCGCAUUUAUAGACGGCGUGUCUGAGUAUUAUUCAGCAUAAUAUUCGCCUUUAUAAAUCCGAAUACAGCACGAUGGAUGUGUUUAUAAUGAAAAUUAUUUGCGGUAAUAAUGGGGCGAUGGACUACGAUGAAUUGGUUGAUAUAGGAUCUGGCCUGAUGGAUUUAAAAGGAGUUUUUGACAUUGUCUUCGGAAAUCCCAGGGACUUUUCUGUUGUUGUUUUUAACGGGAAAAAGAGAGUCAUCGCUAAAACAAACGUUAGGCUGUGCAAAGUAGGGGGAUGCGUGGACUGCACUAAUUUACACCUGUGUAAGUUUUACCUUUACGGAGACUGCAAAGCCAGCAGGAGAAGGAACGGAUGCCGUUUUUGCCAUGAUAUGAGUUCGCAGCACAACAGCAAGGUUCUCGUGGAGAAUAACCUGCAGCUGCUGGACACCAAGGAACUGCGGACGCUGUUGCUCCAGAACGACAACACCCUCCUGCCUCCGGUGUGUGUCUCGUUCAACGGAGGCAGCAAGGAAUACGGAAACUGCCCCGAACAAGCGGCCUGUAGGAGGCUUCAUGUCUGUGACAAGUACAUCCGGGGAAUCUGUGAUUCUGGGGCGGACUGCUGCAGGUCACAUGACUUCUUUGAGCCCCACCCAAUGACCGUCUUGCAGGAUAGAGGAAUACCCACUGACCUCAUCACAUCCAUGCUGUCUGUCUACCAGAACAUAAGGGGCUUGAAAUUUAAAAACAAUGUGACGAGAGACGGCAGAGACAAGCUGAAACCCGUUUCAGAAAAGACUGAGAUCUGCCUUUAUUUUGUGAAGGGGAGUUGCACACAAGGAGGCAAAUGUUGGCGUGUCCAUUUCAACAUGCCCUACAGAUGGGAGGUGCAGGACCAGAAGGGUUGGUCACCACUUCCAAACAAUGAAGGAAUUGAGAAAGACUAUUGUAACCCGGCCAUGAUAAAGAGUGAAGGACAGGAGCCUGUGUGUUUUGACACAAUGACACAAGGACUGGCCAAAGUGAGACGUCUCUCUACUUUGUCCUCUGUGCAAAGACCUGACUUCAUUCUUACCACUGAGUGGGCCUGGUACUGGGAGGAUGAGCAUGGGAACUGGAUCAAAUACGGAUCGAUACAGGGAAUGCACAGAUUGUCAAACAUCACCAGUGAGGAUCUGGAGAGGCAGUACCUGGAAGGUAACAGCAUGGAGGUCAAAUUUACUGCUGGGAAUCAAGCAUAUCAAGUCAGUCUGCAAGAUAUGUCACAAAGAAACGAGAAGUACAGCACCGUAAGGAGAAUCAGGCGCCGUCCUGUGUUCGUGUCAUCGGCCGAUGCACAGAAGAUCAGGACCGGCAAAAGACCCAACAACACCCAGAAUUUUAAAGCACUGCCAAAAUACUGGGAUAAGUCUUUGAUUCCUGAAACUGGACACAAGAAAGUUGUGCUGCAGAGUUCAACAGAAGAAUAUCAGAAAAUUCUGGAUCUUUUUCAGAAAACGAUGCGUGGUUUCAAAAUUCAUAGCAUAGAAAGAAUCCAGAAUAGAUCUCUGUGGGAAGUGUUUCAAUGGCAGAGAGACCAGAUGAAAAAAAUCAACACUGAAAAAUACUCUGUAGAGAGACUCCUUUUCCACGGAACUGACUCCAAACACGUGGAUGCCAUCUGCAAGCAGAACUUCGACUGGAGGAUCUGUGGAACACACGGGACGGCCUACGGCAAAGGCAGUUACUUUGCCAGGGAUGCCAAAUACUCACACAGCUACACCAGCUCUUCAGAGCUGAAGACUAUGUUUGUUUGUCGAGUGCUGGUGGGAGAGUAUACUAGAGGAAGCCAAACUUAUGUCCGCCCGCCCUCAAAGGAUGGAGGAGACACCAUUUUCUAUGACAGUUGUGUGGACGAUGUCAAAAAUCCCUCAAUAUUUGUGGUGUUUGAAAAGCACCAGGUGUAUCCUGAAUACCUAAUCAAUUACGAUGAAGAUAUGUGGUCUUCAUCUACAGUGACUGUGCAGACAACCCCCUCCUUGCAAUAUCCAGUGCCAGCCAGUACGGCCUAUUCUGUGUUCUCCAGUCCAGUCCAAGCUCCUCCUUCAACCAGUGCCACUUCCUCUGCAUUGUCCAACCAACUGCAAGCUCCUCCUUCAACCAGUGCCACUUCCUCUGCAUUGUCCAACCAACUGCAAGCUCCUUCUUCAUCCAGUGCCACUUCCUCUGCAUUGUCCAACCAACUGCAAGCUCCUCCUUCAUCCAGUGCCACUUUCUCUGCAUUGUCCAAACAACUGCAAGCUCCUCCUUCAUCCAGUGCCACUUCCUCUGCAUUGUCCAAACAACUGCAAGCUCCUCCUUCAUCCAGUGCCACUUCCUCUGCAUUGUCCAACCAACUGCAAGAUCCUUUUUCAUCAAGUGCCACUUGGUCUGCAGUCUCCACUGGGAUGCCAGCUUCUGCGUCAUCCACUGCCAUUUCUUCCAAGUCAUCAGUAAAUGUUAGACCUACACAGCUUAACUGGACCUCCAAUUCAACACAGUCCUUCUCUAGCACAAACCCUAGCUCAUCAAAAUCAUUAUCAUCCCCUACACACAACACCACUACUCAAUACUCUGGAAGCACUUCAUCAUAUUCAUUUAACCAAGCUGGCUCAAAAGGCACCUUGACUCACUCAACCACUCAGAGUGGCUCAACAAGCAACUAUAAGCAGCCCUAUUUUUACAGCCAAGAUACAAGCUCUCUGAUGCAAGGACCUUCUCAGGCAGGCUCAAGAAUCAAUCUAUAUCAGGGAUCUACCCAGGCAGGCUCACUUCGAAGUCGACCAGCUACCACCCCUCGCUAUACUAAUGCUUCACCAAAGAAAGACUGUAUAAUUCUGUAAAUGUUUGGCUGUAAAUUCACAUUUGCAAAUUCCAUGCCUAGAGCAGUAUAGUUGCCUUCACUAUAUUUUAAGACUUUUGAUUGCAGAAAAAAACGUCAAUCUGAAGCAUCUUGAUUUAAGAAGUAGCAGUAGGCAGAAUAUUACGUAAAAUAUUGUGUGAAACAUGCAUCUUACAAACAACACAAAGCACUUAGUAGAAAUGUACAUAAAACACUAGGAAUCUUUGAACCAAGUUAAAUUCCUGUCCUGUUAAUGUAAUUUUUUUAACACAAAUAGUCAAAAAGCUUGUUUGUGUUAGGUUAGGUAUUCCCCACUUAAACUAUCAUUUUAUAUAUGCCCACAUAGUGGCCAGAACAGAGAAAGUGUUUAUAUUUGUCUGUUUAACUGGCUUUUUCCAAAACACUUUUAGAUUUUUCGCCAUUAUUUGGGUAUUUCGUUGGAGUAGUUCUGGUCAGGUGCUUUACUCCAAGGUACAGUAGUCUGGCCAGUCUUGAAAUAUCCGUGUAUCUUUAACUACAAAGUUAUUUGUUGUCCCUGGAAAGAAUAACGAUAGGCAGGGUAGGCCUAUACCCAGGGGCGCCGUAAGGGGGAGGAAAGCUAGGACGAUUCCAAGGGCCCCUGAGUGACAGGGGCCCUAAAAAAUUAGGAAAAUAACUGGAUUGGUUUGGACUGGGGGGCCUAAUAUGAUAUGCUUUCAUGGGGCCCAAAAUCUUUAGCAACGCCCCUGCCUAUACCUCAUAAACUGUAGUCAGUGGAAAAUUGCUGGCCUCAGUUUAUAAGUAGCCUACAGUAUAAACCACAUAUGGUGGACAAAUUUUGAAAUAGUACCUUCCAGUACAUAAAUGAAAUACAGGCAGCCCCCAGCUUACGAACGAGAUCGUUCCCUGAAUCUGUGUGUAGGUCGAAUUUGAAGUUCAGUUGGGAAAAUAACAAUAGAUCACAUAAUAAUAAUUAUUAUUAUUAUUUUAUACAGCAAUACUGUAUUGUACCUGGAAUCCGACGAACUGCUGAAGCCGCGUAAUGUUUUCAUGAGCAUCGAUCCUUUAUAUUAGUCUGUCCCUAAAAACGAGGUAUCCGUAAUUCAGACGUUCUUAACCCUGGGACUGUCUGUAUUGUAGAAACUUUAAAUCAAUUUUUCCAUCAUUGCUGGUACAGACCUAAUGUUGAUUAUUUUUAAUUAUUUGAUGCCGAUACCAACUGAUCACUUAAUUGUAAAAAUUACGUCGGCCUCGGAAUGGUGCGUGAGUGUUCUGUGCGAUGGGUUGGCGCCCUAUCCUGGGAUGUUCCCUGCCUUGGACCAUCCAGGAUUGGCUUCAGACCCCUGAUAUGACAAGCAGUUACAGAAAAUGGAUGGAUGGACGUCAGCCUCGUUAUUUCCUUAAGGCAUUAAAGUUGAUUUAAAGUGAAAA
This is a messenger RNA of Paramormyrops kingsleyae, 4360 nucleotides long. Its product is annotated as protein mono-ADP-ribosyltransferase PARP12-like. Lineage: Eukaryota; Metazoa; Chordata; Actinopteri; Osteoglossiformes; Mormyridae. The record is from RefSeq and is a predicted model, not a curated record. Gene Ontology annotation, cellular component: nucleus. Gene Ontology annotation, molecular function: zinc ion binding; NAD+ poly-ADP-ribosyltransferase activity.